This is a messenger RNA of Pteropus alecto (black flying fox), 4561 nucleotides long. RefSeq names its product HECT domain and ankyrin repeat containing E3 ubiquitin protein ligase 1 (gene HACE1). The record is from RefSeq and is a predicted model, not a curated record. Gene Ontology annotation, molecular function: ubiquitin-protein transferase activity; protein binding. Gene Ontology annotation, biological process: protein polyubiquitination; positive regulation of protein catabolic process; proteasome-mediated ubiquitin-dependent protein catabolic process. Gene Ontology annotation, cellular component: nucleus. Lineage: Eukaryota; Metazoa; Chordata; Mammalia; Chiroptera; Pteropodidae. The transcript is spliced from 24 exons. The coding region runs from base 75 to 2912 and encodes 945 amino acids.
GACGGGGCGGGAUGUAGGGCGCUGAGCGCGGAGGCCGCCGGCGCGGCUAGGGGAGCGCGGAGGGCGCGCCGAGGAUGGAGAGAGCGAUGGAGCAACUCAACCGCCUGACGCGCUCGCUGCGCCGCGCUCGCACCGUGGAACUGCCGGAUGAUAAUGAAACUGCUGUUUAUACAUUAAUGCCAAUGGUUAUGGCUGAUCAACAUCGGUCUGUUUCUGAGCUACUAUCAAAUUCUAAGUUUGAUGUUAAUUAUGCGUUUGGACGUGUGAAAAGAAGCUUGCUUCACAUUGCAGCAAAUUGUGGAUCGGUGGAAUGCUUGGUUCUGCUAUUAAAGAAAGGAGCAAACCCUAACUAUCAAGAUAUUUCAGGCUGUACACCCCUUCAUUUGGCAGCUAGAAAUGGGCAGAAGAAGUGCAUGAGUAAAUUAUUAGAAUACAGUGCUGAUGUCAACAUUUGUAAUAAUGAAGGCCUUACAGCAAUACACUGGCUGGCUGUGAAUGGGAGGACAGAACUACUCCAUGACCUUGUACAGCACGUCAGUGACGUCGAUGUUGAAGACGCGAUGGGGCAGACAGCGCUGCAUGUGGCCUGCCAGAAUGGUCACAAGACGGUAAAUUCUACUACAGUGCAAUGCUUGUUGGACAGUGGUGCUGAUAUUAACAGGCCAAAUGUAUCAGGAGCCACUCCAUUGUACUUUGCUUGCAGUCAUGGUCAGAGAGACACAGCACAGAUUCUUUUAUUACGAGGAGCCAAAUAUCUGCCAGACAAAAAUGGAGUAACCCCUCUGGAUUUAUGUGUACAGGGUGGAUAUGGAGAGACCUGUGAAGUAUUAAUUCAGUAUCACCCUAGGCUUUUCCAGACUAUUAUUCAAAUGACACAGAAUGAAGAUCUCCGAGAAAACAUGUUACGGCAAGUCUUAGAACAUUUGUCUCAGCAAAGUGAAAGCCAGUACCUAAAGAUUUUAACAAGCCUUGCUGAAGUAGCCACAACAAAUGGUCAUAAACUGCUUAGCCUGUCUAGUAAUUAUGAUGCUCAAAUGAAGAGUCUUUUAAGGAUUGUGAGGAUAUUUUGUCAUGUCUUUCGAAUUGGUCCAUCCUCUCCCAGUAAUGGAAUCGAUAUGGGCUACAACGGGAAUAAAACUCCAAGAAGCCAGGUGUUCAAGGUCAGAAAAGUAUAUGACGUUGUUAGGAAGAUAGACGUAAAAGAGAUGAAUUUGACAAAGCAUGCAUUCAUUAAUCAGAAACCUCAUACACAGAACCCUCUCGAAUUGCUUUGGCACUCAUUAGAUGAAUGGCUAGUUUUAAUAGCUACAGAACUGAUGAAAAACAAAAAGGACUCAACGGAUAUCACUUCUAUUUUACUAAAACAAAAAGGCCAAGAUCAAGAUGGUACUUCCAUUCCUCCAUUUGAACCUCCAGGACCUGGGAGCUAUGAAAAUCUAUCCACUGGCACCAGGGAAUCUAAACCAGAUGCUCUAGGAGGGAAACAGGAAGCCAGUGCAGACUGUCAGGAUGUUAUUUCUAUGACAGCUAACCGGCUAAGUGCUGUCAUUCAAGCUUUUUACAUGUGCUGUUCUUGUCAGAUGCCUCCAGGAAUGACUUCACCUCGUUUCAUUGAAUUUGUCUGCAAACACGAUGAAGUCUUAAAAUGCUUUGUUAACAGAAAUCCCAAAAUUAUAUUUGACCACUUUCACUUCCUCCUUGAAUGUCCUGAGUUGAUGUCAAGAUUCAUGCAUAUCAUAAAAGCACAGCCGUUUAAAGAUCGCUGUGAAUGGUUCUAUGAACAUUUGCAUUCAGGACAACCAGAUUCAGACAUGGUACACAGGCCGGUGAAUGAAAAUGAUAUCCUGCUCGUUCACAGAGAUUCUAUUUUUAGGAGUAGCUGUGAAGUUGUGUCAAAAGCAAAUUGUGCAAAGCUAAAGCAAGGAAUUGCUGUACGGUUCCAUGGAGAAGAAGGCAUGGGUCAAGGUGUUGUGCGUGAGUGGUUUGAUAUUCUGUCUAAUGAGAUAGUCAAUCCAGAUUAUGCACUGUUUACCCAGUCAGCUGAUGGGACAACUUUUCAGCCUAAUAGCAACUCCUAUGUAAAUCCUGAUCACUUGAACUAUUUCCGGUUUGCUGGACAGAUCUUGGGAUUAGCUUUGAACCAUAGGCAGCUGGUCAACAUUUAUUUCACAAGAUCAUUCUACAAGCACAUUCUUGGUAUUCCUGUAAAUUACCAAGAUGUGGCAUCUAUUGAUCCAGAAUAUGCCAAAAAUUUGCAGUGGAUUUUAGAUAAUGAUAUUAGUGAUCUGGGUCUAGAACUAACUUUUUCUGUUGAGACUGAUGUGUUUGGAGCAAUGGAAGAGGUGCCUUUGAAACCUGGGGGUGGAAGUAUUCUUGUGACACAAAAUAACAAAGCGGAGUAUGUCCAGCUUGUUACUGAACUUCGAAUGACACGAGCUAUUCAGCCUCAGAUCAAUGCUUUUUUACAGGGCUUUCAUAUGUUCAUUCCACCUUCUCUAAUACAACUUUUUGAUGAAUAUGAAUUGGAGCUACUGCUUUCUGGCAUGCCAGAAAUUGAUGUGAGUGAUUGGAUAAAAAAUACAGAAUACACAAGUGGCUACGAAAGAGAAGAUCCCGUUAUUCAGUGGUUCUGGGAAGUUGUGGAAAAUAUUACUCCAGAGGAGAGAGUUCUUCUCCUGCAGUUUGUUACUGGCAGUUCCAGGGUCCCACACGGUGGAUUUGCUAAUAUCAUGGGUGGAAGUGGAUUGCAAAACUUUACAAUUGCUGCUGUGCCAUAUACUCCAAAUCUUCUACCUACUUCAAGCACAUGCAUCAACAUGCUCAAGUUACCUGAAUACCCAAGUAAAGAAAUACUCAAGGACAGACUUCUUGUGGCACUACAUUGUGGCAGCUAUGGUUACACAAUGGCAUAACAAAGUCUGGAAAAUUCAUCUGACUACAGAUGUACAAUUCAGAAUGGCAGAAGUAAUUUAGGAAACUGUCAACAGAAAAGCAUUCCUCAAUGCAGCCUAUAGGCAGGAUUGAUGUUUAAAAUUCAUGAAGGAUCAGGUUUUCUCCCCCCACCCCAGGCCUGCCUUUUUUCCCUUUUAUAUCUUCUCAAUUUGUGAUACAAUUAGAAAAAUAUAAAAUCACAGUAAUCUUCAUUUAAAAAAAUGCUAAUUGAAAGUAGUAGAAACUGCCCUUUAUUGAUGUUUCUUUAACCUUAUACAAGAUUGUGUUAAGGCAAAAUCUUCUACAUUCCACCUCUGCUGUGUAACUGUCUUGUUUAAAAGGAUGUUUUCUCUUUAUUUUCCUAUAUAUUAAAAUACAUUAGAACAUCCAGCCUGGUAUGUUCUGUUGCAUGUAAAGUGCCAUUUAUAUUUUGGAAAACUAUCGUAUAGACUGGAUUAAUUGAGAUUGUAUAUAAAGCCACAAAUAUGUAUUUUCCCAUAUUGAAUCUAUAUUGCAAUGAUGUUUUUUAGCUUUUUAAUAUUUUAAUAUAUAUUGUAUAGUUUAGACGAUGUGACUAAUCUGAUGAAAUGACAUUUAGUUUAUGUAUUAAAGCUUACACUGUAUUGUAUGAAUUAUUUACAUCAUUCAGUGGUCAGUUUUCCAUAUAUAUUGUGGUCAAAGUUUUUCUUAUGCCUUAUUUUAAUUUAUAUUUUAGGUAAAAUUAAAAUAUAAUAUUUUACUAUAUCUCUCAAAUAACUUGUUUUAUCUGUGACUUCUGAAGACACAAUUUAAAGAAGUAAUCUGAUAUGCAGAUUACAAUUUAAAUAUGUAAUUUUUCUUAAAUUCGCUUUUUACGACUAAAAUGUUGAGUUCCAGUGAAAUAUGCCUAAUGCAUAAUGUUGGUUUUUAAAUUUUAGGGUGUCCAAUCAAUUUUUAUUUUGAAAAGACACACUUGAGUAGUUACAGCAUAUCUUUUAAGGGGAAGUAGGAACAUACACAUAUUUAGAAAUGCUAAUGAAGAAAUUUGUAAUGUUUAGGACUUUGCAUCCAGAAACUAAAAGCAGACUAUCCAGUGGCAUAUCCGUGGCUAUGCAUAUCCAUGCAUAUUUUCUCAUAUGAUCCGCUGGUAUAUUUGUCAUUGACAAAUGUAGACAAUGUAUAUGUCCAUAUAGACAAAUAUGUAUUGUGUAUAUACGUAUAUAGACAUAUACAUUGAAAGCUUUGCUAAGUUAUAAAGCUUCUUUAAUACGUUUUUUAGUUCUCAUUUGUUAUAUGUUUUAGAUAUUAAAACAUCUCUCAAUGGAUUACAUUAAAAACUAGGAAUUCCUUAAAAAUUACUGUUAGCUCUAAAAUUAAGAUUUAUAUGCUUUAUAAUACAUGAAGGUAAUAAUUUUUUAAAGUUUGGUUUUUAAAACUUAAUUGUAGAAGAGAGCGUGGCCUUAUGUAUUUUCAGAUAAGUAACUGACUUCUUUAAUAUUACAUUUAAUUUUAAUGUUUAUAAACAUUAAUUUCUGUUUAUAAUUACACAGUACAUUGGUUUUGUCAGAUUGGUCCCUUUGCAAGUAUUUAUGUAGAUGAAAUAAUAAAACAUUAAAAAUAUCAUGGUAUUUUAUCCAUGAAUUUAAAUAGA